Molecule: messenger RNA, 16682 nt
Organism: Cavia porcellus (domestic guinea pig)
Lineage: Eukaryota; Metazoa; Chordata; Mammalia; Rodentia; Caviidae
Gene: Pde1a
Product: phosphodiesterase 1A
Exons: 15
Coding region: 53-1756 (567 amino acids)
Biological process (GO): signal transduction
Cellular component (GO): neuronal cell body
Molecular function (GO): calmodulin-activated 3',5'-cyclic-GMP phosphodiesterase activity
Source: RefSeq, a predicted model, not a curated record
GAGCUGGGAAGCUGCAGGGGCUGUAGGUGCCUGGGCGCGCGGGGCAGCUCAGAUGCGCUGCUCCGGGGAGAGCCAGAGCCCUGCUCGGUGGGUCGGUAGCACAGUAGCAGCUCACGUGUGCGGACCGUUCCUGAGCGGUACCAUGGGGUCCACGGCUACGGAAAUUGAAGAAGUGGAAAACACCACUUACAAGUUUCUUGUAGGAGAACAGACUGAAAAAAUGUGGCAGCGCCUGAAAGGAAUACUAAGAUGCUUAGUGAAGCAGCUGGAAAAGGGCGAUGUCAAUAUCGUAGACUUAAAGAAGAAUAUUGAAUAUGCAGCAUCCGUGCUGGAAGCCGUUUAUAUCGAUGAAACGAGAAGACUGCUGGACACUGAAGAUGAGCUCAGUGACAUUCAGACCGACUCUGUCCCAUCGGAAGUCCGGGACUGGUUGGCUUCUACCUUUACACGCAAAAUGGGGAUGACAAAAAAGAAACCAGAGGAAAAGCCUAAGUUUCGAAGCAUCGUGCAUGCUGUCCAAGCUGGAAUUUUUGUGGAAAGGAUGUACAGGAAAAACUACCACAUGGUUGGUUUGGCAUAUCCAGCAGCUGUCAUAGUAACAUUAAAGGAUGUUGAUAAAUGGUCUUUUGAUGUAUUUGCUCUAAAUGAAGCAAGUGGAGAACAUAGUCUGAAGUUUAUGAUUUAUGAACUGUUUACCAGAUACGAUCUUAUGAACCGCUUCAAGAUUCCUGUUUCUUGCCUAAUUGCCUUUGCAGAAGCUUUGGAAGUUGGUUACAGCAAGUACAAAAAUCCCUAUCACAAUUUGAUUCAUGCAGCUGAUGUCACCCAAACCGUGCAUUACAUAAUGCUCCACACGGGUAUCAUGCACUGGCUCACUGAACUGGAAAUUUUAGCAAUGGUCUUUGCUGCUGCCAUUCAUGAUUACGAGCAUACAGGGACCACAAACAACUUCCAUAUUCAGACAAGAUCAGAUGUUGCCAUUCUGUACAACGAUCGCUCCGUCCUUGAGAAUCACCACGUGAGCGCUGCUUACCGCCUUAUGCAAGAAGAAGAAAUGAACAUCUUGAUAAAUUUAUCUAAAGAUGACUGGAGGGAUCUUCGGAACUUGGUGAUUGAGAUGGUAUUAUCUACAGAUAUGUCUGGUCACUUCCAGCAGAUUAAAAAUAUAAGGAACAGUUUGCAGCAGCCUGAAGGGAUUGACAGAGCCAAGACCAUGUCCCUGAUUCUCCAUGCAGCAGACAUCAGCCACCCAGCCAAGUCCUGGAGGCUGCACUACCGGUGGACCACGGCUCUCAUGGAGGAGUUUUUCCUACAGGGAGAUAAAGAAGCGGAACUGGGGCUCCCAUUUUCCCCGCUUUGUGAUCGGAAUUCAACGAUGGUGGCCCAGUCACAGAUAGGUUUCAUUGAUUUCAUAGUAGAGCCAACAUUUUCUCUUCUGACAGACUCAACAGAGAAAAUUGUUAUUCCUCUUAUAGAGGAAGCCUCCAAAGCCGACAGUCCUAACUAUGGGGCAAGCAGCUCAGCCACCAUCGUGGGGCUGCACAUCGCCGAUUCCAUGCGACGAUCGAACAUGAAGGGCUCGGUGAGCGACGGGAGCUACUCCCCGGACUACUCGCUGGCCGCCGUGGACCUCAAAAGCUUCAAGAACAACCUGAUGGACAUCAUUCAGCAGAACAAGGAGCGCUGGAAAGAGCUGGCCGCUCAAGGGCAAGAAACAAAAAUCAGGUCAAAGAAGUAUAAAUUUUCCCAUCAUUAAACAGCUUUAAAUAAAACCUCCUGCAUGUUGGCAUCUCUAAUUUGACCAAAAGGCUUGGAGAUUUCGAUAUUCUUGCUGGAAAUCUACCAGAACCUGUGUGAGAAAGGGAAUCCAUUUUAGCAGAUUGCUCAGUUGACACACUUCAGUCUGGCUGAACAGAUAUGGAGCAAUGCAUCUGAUGGCUGAAUCCCCUCUUUAUGGUUUAAAAGAUUGGCUAAAGGAGUGUUUUGUGCCAUUUCACUCUGUUGAGAUUAUAUGGUGUGUGCCAAUAAAUUUUCUUUGAGUAACCAAUCACGAAUUUUGUCAUUUCCACAAUAAAGCCUAUUCACUUAUUUUCACUUUGUAUGUCCCUCUUCUAAAAUAUCUAAAAAUUAGGUCAAAUUUCAUGAAUUUACCCGGUCUUUAUAUUAUUCCAUCAUUUGUUAUUCAGAAAAAAAUGCUUAAAUGGUUCUCUCCCAUUAGAAUGAUUUAUAAAAAUUUUAAAGAACGUUUAUCUCACAAAUAGUGUUUGUAUUAUAGUGGGAAUAAGUGACAUGGUAAUAACUUACUAUAUUGUUUUUAUUGUAUUUUCAAAUUUUCCCACUACCUAAUUCAUUUUAAAAUUAGCUAAGUUAUUUUCCUUCUGAAAAAAAAAAGCUUAGUUUUAUUGUACAGCUAUUUUUUUCCCAAUACUUCCUUUACUGUAAUCUUCUCACUCCUGAUUUAAAGACUGAUUGUACUAAAUUUCUAGGAGUACUCCUAGAAAUGAUUAGUUAAUAAUGGCUGAUGUCUAAUAUCAAAGAAUGUAUUUCCACAAAUAACUGUAAAUAACUAUAUUUAUUCUUUCUUUCUGACUCUGCCCUCCCAGGGAAAAACUACUAAAGAAAGUGAAAAUAUUAAAGGAAUUAAAUUGCAUCAAAGGAGAUAUCACAAUAUAGAGUUAAGAUCUAAGUCUCUACAAGUAAACUAUAUCAAUUCUGAUAUCCUCAUUCAUGUGUCACGUAAUUUCAAACUAAUCUCUGUGUUUCAGCCUGCUUAAUUGUAAAGAUUGCAAAAAUAGCAUCUGUCUCUAAAGAGGUUCUGAAGAUUAAAUGGGUCAAGGUGUGUAAAGUGUUUAGAGCUCAGUCUUCUAGGUAACUCUCAUUAUGCCCCUGGGCUUACAUAAAUGCCUCCAAACUAAAUGGAGCUCUUGGGGAAGGCUUUCUUAGAGAAGCGUGGGAAGGGAAGCAUUAAUUUAUACUUAUGCUUCACUCAUGAUAAAGCAUGCAGGGAUGAGUAGGUGCUGUAUGAUGCACUGAUCUUAGUCCAAAUGUGAUUUUUAUCACUUUUCCAUUCUUAACCCAUCCAAAUAGCCUGUAGAGUGCAUCUCCUACAUAUUGCAAAAAUCCAUUCAAUUUUAUGCAUGAAAGACUGGAUUUGACUACUGUUUAAAGCUAUACGUGAACUACCUUUUUCUCUUGAGGAUUUUGUCACUUAAGAUAUUUUCCUCUACUUUUUUCUCAGAUUUAAAACCUGUUAGAGAAUAAAAAUUAAUGUUCUUUAGAUCUAAAUGGCAUCAAAAAGAGGACACUUAGCUAAUCCAACAAACUUGGUUCAUGGAACUCAAUUAUUGCCUGAAAGAAUUUUUACCAUCUUAGCUUGUAAUCCUUAAAAGUGUAGCUGUACUUAGAUUUUAUAUACAACCAAAAUUUUCAAUUUUCCUAACUUUACUCUGUUUAUGGUUGUUGUUCAUAUUUCAGCUAAGAGAAUUUUCUCUCAUUAAUUAUAGACAUUUAGGAAAUUCCCAGACAUCAUUUCAUCAUUUUAUAUAUAUAAAAUUAUAUAUAUAGAUAUAUAUAUAAUAUAUGUGUGUGGGUGUGUGUGUACUUUACAUACAUUUAAUUUAGAUACCUUGUUCCUCCUCCAAACAACAAACUACAAAGGCAAAGGACAAAGAGGAAAAGAGUGAUCCAAAAUUCUAUUCAGGUGGGAUUCAGCAGGUAAGUCUCAAGGGAAGUGAGGAGAGCCUGCAAGAGUCUUAGCUGAAACUUCAUUUCAUGAUCACCCUCAAACCACAAGGCAGGUACUGGCAAGAAGUGAUUCUGUAGGCUUUUCACUAACUUGAUCAUAUCUGGAAAACUUUAUGGAGGUUAUGGCAAAAAUUAUAAUCCAAGGUACACUUACAUUCUGGACAUGAGAUUCACUCAAAAGGCACCUGUGUUCCUACCUUACCCUUCCCUCUUAGAGGAGGCUAUGAUAAAACAUCAUAAAAAUCCAGAGACACCUGUGGGAUAUAGGGGUCUCAUCUAAUAAAGGUCAUACAGUGCAAUUAAAGUAGUAGUUUGGGGAUUAGUUUGAUGUACAUAUAAUGGAGCACACACAAUUUAUUUUAAAUAAUUUCAUUUGCAUCAUGAGAGUCAUCCUGUCGUAGGAAUCUUUAUAGAUCAGAAAUGCCCCCACUCCAUACAAUUCUGGCUGAAAUUUGUAAAUCAGUAAAGUACUUUUUGGUUAAUUGCUUAAAGUACUUUUUAUGUUAAAGCCUUUUACAAGUUGAUUUCAGUAGGAACAAAUUAUAUAUGCAUGACAAAGAGGCAAUUUCUUCUACCACGGUUUUGAAAAAGUACAAAUGGAUGAGACUCUUCUCACACAUUCCUUCCCAUAACACCCAUCAUCGCCAGCAAAGUUAGUGAAGAGCACGUACAUAAAUAGGUGAAAAAGAAACAGCAUGCAAGGAAUUUUGAUGAAACACAUCUUUCUCAUCCUAGAUGAAAGGAUAGCUAAAUAUUUAAGACUGACUUCUAUUUUGGCCAAUUUGGGGUCUGCUAUGGUUUGUGUCUAAAGGUCCCCCCAAAACCUCAUGCAAUUUAAGGUGGGGCUUUUUUGGAAGAGGUUGAAUUUAGAGAAUGUGACCGAUUCAUUGCUUAGUGCUAGGAUUAAGGGUGCUGGGAGUAAGGAUGGGGUGAUUGCUGGAUCAGUCCACUGAUGGUAGACAGGAUACAAUAUAAAGGUUAGCAAGAGGCUUGGCUUCCUCCCUCUGGUUGGGUUUGUUGUCUUCUGCCAUCUUGAACUGUUGCCCCUCUGCUAUGUGCCACCCUCCCUUGGAGCCAGCUGAUUAUGGACUGAAACAUCUACAAACUGUGAGCUAAAUAAACUUUUCUCCCUUUAACUUUGGGUGUCAGGUAUUUUGUCGUAGGAACAACAAAAGUAACUUAGACAGGUUAAUCAACAUAGGUACUAAUCCCCUAAAUUCCUUAACAUUUGGAGAUAUAAAUGUGAGAGAUAAUCUAAGUCAUUGCUAUAAAAAUGAAAAUUUGUUGAUAUUGGGUAUCUCUGACUCAAUUCUUUUUUUUGUUAUAAAUAGAAAAAAAGAAAGGAUAUUAAAAAAGCAGUAAAAGGGUACAAAUAAUACAGUAUUUCAAGAAAAAAAUAUACAGUAAGAAAUCACCAGUUAAUAGGUUACAUAUUAUCUUCCCAGGAAUAGUUGUCCAAAUUACAAAAUUAAGGCAUAUAAAGUGGACAUUCAUACAGUGAAAUUGGAGACAGUUCCGUUCAGUGAUCCAAAAAAAGCUCAGUAUUAUGGUUUUCCGUCCCACACACUCGAACGUACCUGCAGUUAUAUCCCUUAGUCCACCUUCCUUUCCUCUCUUUUUUACAAUAACAAUUAGAUUUUUGGGGUUUCAUUACUCCCACGGUUCUUAUUACUUUUUUUGAAGAGAAUAAAGCCAAAUGUGACUAAGCAAAACAGAGUCAGUUAGAAUAGAAGAGUGGGCAUAGCACAUGAUGCAAAAAUAGAACACCAGGUGAUCAAAAGUGGUUACCAUUGUGCCUCUUGCUAUUUUUAAAUUGAGUUGUCUAUAUCAUCAGGUAUAAUAGAAUUGAUCAAAACAGUACAGAACAAAACCAAUAAAACCUACACUGAGGACUUUACAGGACUUCAAAAAAAGGAUAAUAGUCAAUCCAUAUUGGGCAUCAUAGUAUAUCUUAUUGCCUUCAAAGUGGUUGCCUAUACCCUCAAACUUGAUACUAUCAAACAAAAUAGAAUAUAGAAUAAUCAGACAGAACAAGAUGGGGAGAGCAAUACUGGGGUUCAAAUCAGGUUAAUAGGAAAACCAAGAAAGUUACUAUAAUAUGUCCCGCUAUUUUUAAUUUAGUUUUCCCUUAAUUAAAAAAAUGAGAGAAAAUAGAUUAAUUUUUUAAAAGGGGGGGAAUACUGAGAUAAGAGAGGACAUUGUAACAUAACAAUGCAGGGCAGAACCAAACCAUUCAAGCAUCAUUGUGUUUCACCACCAGAUAAUCUAACAUAAUAGUAGUCGUCAGAGUGCCUCUUUCCUUGAAUUAUUUGAGUGUAACUUCGUAUGCUAUAACAUCAAUCAUAUCAAGACAGUGUGAAGCCAUUCAAGAGAAUGUAAGAAUUACAGGGUAUUUAGAACCAGCUAAUAGAAAAUGAACAACGGUUUCUUUAUUAUCUCUUUGCCUACAAAGAAUUUUGUUUAUACCAUAGCAUAUAGUGAAAUAUAGUAAGAUACAACAUGUUAAAACCAGUGGAAACAGAUUACCACAGCUUGAUGGGACUUCAAAACAAGAUGAUAUUAAAUCAGCACUAGCUUUAUGUUGUGUUGUUUUCUUCAAAAUAGCUAUUUGUACUAUCAUAGAUACUAAAAUUGAACAACCCAGGUUAAAACCAUUGUGGUUAAUGAGUGAAAAUAUUAUAUGGCUUCAAAGCAAUAUAAUUAGGAAUCAUGAUUACCACAUACUUUUAUGUAUUCUUAUCAUUUCUUACACUAGGGAAACUAUUCGGUAUUUAUACAUGUGAGUUUGAUUUAUUUCAUUUAUGAGUAUGGUCUCAAGCUGCGUCCAUUUAUUUAUAAAUGUCUCAAUGUGAUCAUUCUUUAUAGCUGAGUAGUACUCCAUUGCAUAAAAAUACUACAACUUUUUUAUCCAUUCCUCAGUUGAUGGACACUUAGGUUGUUUCCAAGAUCUGGCUAUUACAAAUUGUGCUGCUGUAAACAUGGGUGCACGUAUAUCACUGUGGUAUGAUGCUUUCAGUUCUUCUGGAAAUAUGCCUAGAAGUGGUAUAGCUGGUUCAAAUGGGGCUCCCAGUCCCAGUUUCCUGAGAACUCUCCAGACUGACCUCCACAAUGGUUGCACUAGUCUACACUCCCACCAACAGUGCAGGAGAGUUCCUUUUUCCCCACAGCCUCUCCAGCAUUUGUUGUUGGUGGUUUUCUUGAUCUUGGCCAUUCUUUCAGGAGUGAGAUGAAAUCUCAGUGUGGUUUUAAUUUGCAUUUCUCUAAUGACUAAUGAUGAUGAACAUUUUUUCAUAUAUUUAUUUGCCAUUUGUAUUUCUUCAUCAGAGAAUUGUUUAUUCAUCUCAGAUACCCACUUUUGGAUUGGAUCUUUGAAUUUUGGGGGUCUGAUUUUUUUUAAUUCGUUAUAUGUUUUAGACAGAAGUCUUCUGUCUGAGGAGCAGUUCAUUAAGAUUUUUUCCCAGUUUGUGGGUUUUCUUUUUCACUAUGAUGGAGAUGUCUUUUGACAUGCAGAAACUUUUUAAUAAAGGUGAUCCCAGUUAUUGUUACUGGGAAGUAUUUCCCAUGCGGUUUGAGUCCUAUUCAUGAAUUCUCUACCUACUCCUAUAUCUUCAAGGUUUUUACCCAAUUUGUCUUCCAAUAGAUUUAGUGUUUCUGUUUUAAUAUUUAGAUCUUUGAUCCAUUUAGAUUUUAUUUUAGUACAUGGUGAUAGGCAUGGGUCUAGUUUUAGUUUUCGGCAUAUGGAGAGCCAGUUUUUCCAGCACCAUUUAUUAAAGAGACUGUCAUUCUCCCAGUGAACAUGUUUGACCCCUUUAUCAAAGAUAAGGUGGUUGAGUGUGUUUGUAGUUGUGUUUGUAUCUUCUAAUCUAUUCCACUGAUCUUCAGCUCUGUUUUGGUUCCAGUACCAUGCUGAUUUUACUAUAGUUGCUUUGUAGUAUAACUUCAAGUCAGGGAUUGUGAUACCUCCUGCCUUGCCUUUGCUGCUUAGAACUGUCCUUGCUAUUCUAGGUCUCUUCUCACUCCAGACGAAUUUUAGGAGUGAUUUCUUGAGUUCUGUGAGGUAUGUUGAUGGUAUUUUUAUCAGGAUUGCAUUGAAUCUGUAUAAAAGUUUUGGGAGAAUGGCCAUUUUCACAAUAUUUAUUCUUCCUAUCGAUGAGCAAGGUAUGUCUUUCCAUUUUCUGAGAUCAUCUUCAAUUUCAUUUUUCAUUGUAUUAUAAUUUUCCUUGUAUAGGUUUUUCACUUCUUUCAUGAGAGUAAUUCCUAGAUAUUUCAUUUUUUUUUGGUUGCUAGUGUGAAGGGUGUGGCUUCUCUUAUUUCUCUCUCUGUGACUUUGUUGUUAGUGUAUACGAAUGCUAUUGAUUUUUGAGUAUUGAUUUUAUAUCCAGCUACAUUACUGAAUUUAUUAUAUCUAGCAGUCUUUCAAUGGAGUUUUGGGGAUCUUCUAUAUAGAGUAUCAGGUCAUCUACAAAUAAUGAUAGCUUAACUUCUUUUCCUAUCUUUACGCCUUUUAUUUCUCUUUCGUCUAAUUGCUCUGGCUAGUAUUUCCAGCACUUUAUUAAAUAGGAGUGGUGAUAAGGGACACCCUUGUCUUGUGCCUAAUUUUAAAAUAAAGGCCUUCAAGUUUUGGCCAUUUAGUAUGAUAUUGGCUGUUGGUUUGUCAUAGACGGCCUUUAUUAUAUUGAGGUAAAGAUCAUCUAUUCCAAUUUUCUGCAAGGUUCUUAUCAUAAAUGAAUGUUGGACCUUGUCAAAAGCUUUUUCUGCAUCUAUAGAAAUGAUCAUGUGGUUCUUACUUUUGGCUCUAUUGAUAUGGUAUAUUACAUUUAUUGAUAUACAUAUAUUGAACCAUCCCUGCAUGCCUGGGAUGAGUCCCACUUGGUCGUGGUGUAUGAUCUUCUUGUUGAUUUGCUGCAUCCUAUUUGCCAAUAUUUUAUUGAGGAUUUUUGCAUCUGUGUUCAUUAGGGAGAUUGGUCUGUAGUUCUCUUUUUCAGUUGCGUCUUUUUCAGGUUUUGGUACUAGAAUAAUAUUUGCUUCUAGGAACGAUUUAGGAAGGAUUGCUUCCCUUUCAAUUUCACUGAAGAGUUUGAGGAGUGUUGGCAUUAGGUCUUUUUUGUAUUUCUUGUAGAGUUCUGCAGUGAAUCCGUCUGGGCCUGGGCUCUUCUUUGUAGGUAAGGAUUUAAUUACGUUUUUGAUGUAAUUAAUAGAAAUUGAGUUAUUCAGUAGUUUUACAUCUUCAUGACCUAGCUUUGGUACUUUACAUGCUUCUAGGAAUCUGUCCAUUUCCUCUGUGUUAUCAAACCUUUGAGAGUAGAGGUUUUGGAAAUAGGUGUUGAUGAUUUUCUGUAUUUCUGUAGGGUGUGUAGUGAUUUCUCCUCUUUCAUUCCUUAUUGCAUGAAUUUGAGCUUUUUCUUCCCUUUUUUAAUAAGGUUGGCUAGGGGCUUAUUGAUUUUAUUUAUUCUUUCAAAGAACCAACUUUUUGAAUUGUUGAUUCUUUGGAUUGUUUUCUUAGUCUCUAUUGCAUUGAUUUCUGCUCUGAUUUUUAUAAUUUCCUCUCUUCUUUUGGCUUUGGGCUUGACUUGCUCUUCUUUUUCUAGCUGUUUGAGGUGUAGCAUCAGGUUAUUUAUUUGUAUUUGUUCUGUUUUCCUGAUGUGGGUACUCAGUGCAAUAAAUUUUCCUCUAAGGAUGGCUUUCAUUGCAUCCCACAGAUUCUGGUAAGUUGUAUUUGUGUUUUCAUUUUCUUGUAGGUCGUGUUUAAUUUUUUCUUUAAUUUACUCUGUGAACCACUGAUUACUCAAGAGUAUGUUAUUCAGUUUCCAUGUGUUUGUGGGAAUUUUGUAGUAUCUUUAAUCAUUAAUUUCUGAUUUCAUAGCGCUAUGGUCCAAAAGCAUACAAGGGAUGAUUUCAACCCUUUUGCACUUAUUUAGAUAUGUUUCGUUAAUUAAGAUAUCGUCAGUUUUAGAAAAUGACCCAUGUGCUGCUGAGAAGAAUGUGUAUUCUGUUGUUGUUGGGUGGAAUACUUUGUAUAUGUCUAUUAACUCUAUUUGUUCACAGGUGCAAUUCAGUUCUUUUAUUUCUUUGCUGAUUUUCUGUCUGGUUGAUCUGUCCAUUGGUGUCAAUAGUGUGUUAAGAUCUCCUGUUAGAAUUGUGUCACUGUUAACUUGGUUUUUCAUUUCUGUUAGUACUUGUUUUAUACAACUGGGUGCUCUGGAAUUUGGCCCAUAUAUAUUUAAGAUAGUUAUUUCUUCCUCUUGGAGUUUUCCUCUAACCAGUAUGUAGUGACCUUCUUUAUCUCUUCUGAUCAUUAUUGGCUUGAAGUUCACAUUGUCUGCAAACAGAAUAGCCACCCCUGCUUUUUUUUGAGUUCCUGUUGCAUGAAGUAUUGUUUUCCAUCCUUUGACUUUCAGUCUGUGGGUAUACUUUUGGGUUAGAUGGGUUUCUUGUAGACAACAUAUGGUUGGAUUUUGUUUCUUCAUCCAUUCUGCCAGUCUGUUUCUUUUAAUUGAUGCAUUGAGGCCAUUUACAUUAUUGGCUAUAACUGUUAUAUAUUGGUUUAUUGUUGACAUGUUAUCUUUCUGCUGUUGCAUCUUUACCUUUCAGUUCUGUUUGUCUGCUUUGUUUAGUGGUUUUUUUCCUAAAUGUAUCUAGGCUGUCUUUCAGUAUUCUUUGCAGGGUUGGUUUGGUGAUCAUGUAGUUUUUCAGCUGUUCUUUGUCAUGGAAGUAUCUUAUUUCUCCAUCCAUUUUGAAGGACAGUUUUGCAGGGUAUAUCAGUGUAGGUUGGAAAUCAUUUUCAUUUAGGAUCUGAAAUACUUCCCUCCAUGCUCUUCUUGACUUUAUUGUUUGUGCUGAGAAGUCUGCUGUAAUUCUGAUAGGUUUUCCUUUAUAGGUGAUCUGUCUUUUCUCUCUGACAGCUUUUAAUAUUCUAUUCUUUUGUUUGAUUUCUGGGAUGACCAUUAUUAUCUGUCUGGGUGUAGUUUUAUUUUGGUUAUGGCUAUUUGGAGUUCUAUAUGCUUCAUUGAUCUUGAUAUCAGUUUCCAAUCUCAUGUUUGGGAAAUUUUCAGCUAUUACUUCUCUAAAUAUUCUCUUGACAUCCUUUAUGUUGUCCCCUUCUUUUUCAUUUAUCCCUAUUAACCUUAUGUUGUUCCUCUUUGCGUCAUCUUGCAGGUGUUGAAUUGUUACGUCCUGAUUUCUUGUUAUUUUUAAAAGAUCUUCCCUUUCUUGUUCACUGGCUGCAAUCUUGUCUUCAAGUUCUGAAAUUCUAUCUUCACAUGCAUUGAGGCAGUUUUUACAGCUUUCGAUGGAAUUUUUGAUUUCCUGUAUAUCUCUUUGCAUCUGCUUUAUAUAUUCUGUUUGUUUCUUAUAUUGUUCAUCCAAGGAUUUUAUCUUUUUGUUUAUCUCCUCCAAUUUUUUAACUGUGUCUUCUUUAGAUAUGUUCAGCAUCUCCUUCAUUUCUUUUAUCAUUUCUUCUUUUACCUGAGAGAUUAUUUCUAGUUUGAAUUCCUUUAAGGCUUCCCAGAGUUGCUCCUUUAUUUCAGUUACAAUUAUUUCAGGUAUUUCAGUUAUGUGGCAUGUAUUUUCUUCUAUGCACAUGGCUCCUAGGCUUUCUUGGGAUGGGCCGGAUGUUUGAGACUGCAUUUUGGUCUUUCGUUUUGUCAUUUUCCUGUAUUUUUGAGCUUCAAGUAUUGUUCCAAGUGAGGGAGAGGGCAGCCAGGCUGGGAUGGAAUUCCCUGCCCCCUCCUUACUCACUGAUCUAGACAGGAAGUCCAGGCCUGGUCCCCAGGCGAAGAAGAAGAGCUCCGCCGGACUGGGACGGGGCUCCCAGCCUUCUCUGGACCCACUGGACCUGACAGGAAGCCGGAUCCUGGCCCCCAGGUGAAGAAAAGAGUUUGCCAGACUGGGGCAGAGUUCCCCACCUCCGAUGGACUCAUUCAACAGAGAGCCGGAGCCUAGUCCCCAGGUGAACAAGACAGUUCCCGGCCUCGGCUGGACUUACUUAUCCGACAGGAAGCUGGAGCCUGGUCCCCAGGCGAAGAAGAGAGUUCUCUGGGCUGGGGCGGAGUUCCCCGCCUCCCUCAAUUCUUAUAUAAAUUUAUCAAGUAAUAUUUUAAGACUAUCAGAAGUACCUAGGGCUGGAUUUUCUGUAGUUACUCGGUGAAAAUUGUGUAUUCAGCCUGGUGAAGAUUACAACUGAUUUUAAUUUCCACCAAAAAAAAAAAGGAGAAGAUACAAAGGAAGGAAUCAAAAAGAUAGGAAGGAAGAAAAGAAAAGGAAAAGAGAAAACAAAACUGAAAAGGCAAAAAAUUUAAAAAAACAUACACAUACACAUAUGCCCCGAUUUUUUCAUUGAGAAAUUAUAUCCCCAAAAAAUGUUUUUUCCACUGAAGAAUUUUUUGACCAUUUGACAGUGAAACUGGCUCUGCAGGAUCUCCAAGCUGUGAUUUCUGUGUUCUCUACAUUAGAAGUAUUUCACUCUCAAUGAUUUUGAGUGUGUGAGAACAGUAAUGACUAUGCCAGCCCUCAUUUGUACUUUUUGCUUUUUAAGCACAGAAACAUGGUCAUAUAAUUAUAGACUUUACAUUUAAUAACUUAUUACUCCUAGAAUCUAAAACGUCUACUAUUUCUCUUCCAUUGCAUUAGCAGCCCUUUCAUUUGAAGUCCCUGCACAUAGGAUUUGUGUGGCCCAUGGUAUUUGAGUCCUUCUUGGCUCUUCUCAUCCUGCAGGCUUUACAGCAAAGUCAUUUCUUGCAAAGUGCUACUCGCUCUCUUCCACUGCUGAGCUACUUAAUUAUCCCAAAGAACUAUUUCAAAUGGAAGAAGAUGGAAAGUGUCUUGUUGACUCCACACUUCACAACUCGAAUGUUCACAGUUGCAUAUUCCCUUCCUGACAACAAGGACUGCUCCUACUGUUUUAAAUCUGUACAGGAAGUGCGCGCCAUGCCCAGCACCUUUGGCUAGGUUAUAUAGGACACGGCUCUGGGAUCAGUGACCCAGCCCUCUCCUUAGUCGUCUGUGGCUGUGCAGAAAGAUUGUUGAGAGAAUUAAUCAAAUGCACGAAGCGCUCGACACAGAGCUUGACAUAUAGUGAAGAUUCUUGAAAUGCUUAUUUUUGUCUUUGCUGUUGAUUUUGCUUUUAUCAUUAGGAAAGUGGAGUCAGUAAGUCAUUAGUUUAUGCUCAUGGGCUUUUUCUUCCACAGAUCACUCAGGAUUGAAUGAGACACACUAAAGCAUUCCUUUUAAAGUACCAGUAGGUUUUGGUAGGGAUUUGAAAUGUAAAUCGUGUGUUGGAUCCUUCCAAAUGAUCUCCUAUCAACACAUAGAAUUUAAAACUUGACUGUGUCUUCAUUAUGUCAGUUUGGGGGCUCAUAUUUGAAAUAUAACAGCUCAGAACUUUAUGGCAAAUUAUAGGCCAGAGGUUAUAGAUAAAGGAAAGGAUUAUGUAAUGCAAGUGCAUCAUCUUUUUUCUUCCUGACAGUGCAAAGAUAAAAGGGCUUGAGAAGUGAUGGCCGAUAGAAAUGACCAAUGUUAUUAAGUGCCACAUGGAAAGCAGAGCUUUCAAUUAAUUUUUAAGCAUUUGAAAUGUAGUGGAAAUGGCAAAAAAAAAAAAAAUCAAGAACUGAUUUUAAGUGGUUCUGUAGUGCCACUCAUGAUACAGAUGAGUAAUUCAUGUUUAUUCUCUGUGCUUCCAUAGAUUCUACAUGUAAGAAAAAAGUGAGUUAAUAGCUUAUAUUUAAAACAGUUUAUCUAGCUACAGAGAGUUUCACAGGAUUGCCUGUUAGCAAAAUGAGCUCAAGCAUAUUCCGUAUUCUACACUGAGGCAAAGACGCAAGUUUAUGUAUUUACAUGCAUAAACAUUUUUUUAUGUAUUUACACACUUAAACAUUUUUUUACUGCAAGCAACUGUUAGUGGUUUUGUUUGUUCUCUUAAUCCAACUUUAAAUAGAAAGUGCAAUUCACCAGAAUACUGAGAAUACGUAAAGCAAGUCAAAAUGCUUUCAUCAUUUUAUAAAUUAUUUUUCCAAAUUUGAACUUCUGAAACUGCCUUAGGUGAAUAUAACUAAAACUGAUAUUGUGUAUGUAAUUUUUUCUACUUAUAAAAGAUGAGUGAGUUUUUUUGGCACAUAUGUCAGGCUCAGUUUUCAUUUAUUUUUUCAUCCUGACCCAAAUUCCUGCCUUUCCUCAAACUCCAACCCUCAUCUUCCUUAUCUCUCUCAUUAAGAAUGUGUUCCAGCGUGGCAGGGCAUUGCACACCUGUAACUGAAUUACUCUGGGAAUCUGGGGCAGGAGGAUUUCAAGUUUAAGCCCAGCCUGGGCAAUCUAACAAUUUAGUAAGACCCUGUCUCAAAAAAUAAAGACUGGAUAUGUCACUCAGUGUGAAGGUCCUGAGUUCAAUCUCCAGUGCUGAAAAAAAAUCCUAUGUGUAGACCACAAAGCCAGACAUAUCCUGUAGGCAUAAUUUUAGAUUGAGUUCUUUCAAGUAGCCAGCUUAGUAAACUCCUAACAUCAUUUAAACUCUUCAGUUCAAGUAUAUUAUAAAUAUUAAGACUUCUACUGUUUGGCAUGUUAUGUUAUUAUGUUCCAAAUUUGAGUAUAAUUUCACUCAUUGGUGAAUGAAUAUAUGUACAAAUCUUUCCUUUUCUGUAGAUCAUCUAUAGAACUUCUUACAUAUUUACAACCCAAUACGUGUGUGUGUGUGUGUGUGUGUGUGUGUGUGUGUGUGUGUAUGUAAUGUGUAUUUGGUGGUACUUAGCCUUACACCCAGGACCACUGAGCUACAUCCACAGCCCUUUUGUUAUUUUGAGACAAGAUCUCACUAGGUCACUAAAUUGCUAAGUUGCCCAGGCUGGGUUUGAACUUGGGAUCCUUCUACCUCAGCCUUGCAGAGAGCUGGGAUCACUAUGCUCAUAAAAUUAGAUGCUUAUGUUUUGCUCUAUUGAACAAAGAAAUAACUUAUUCCUUGAUUUGUAUCUCAUAUAACAUUUUACGAAGUAAGGUAGAACAUCCUCCAACUUUACGUGUCCAGGCACCAUCUUUGGGAAGGCCGUGGAGUUUUGCUUUAGCAAUCAGUUCUUCUGUGCGCCGCCCCUUCUUUCUGUUACUGUUACCAUCACGCCACUCCAGGACAAGACAGUAUCACUUUUGCUUCUCCAAGUCCAACAUUUACAUUAAAGGCAAAAGUGGGAAAAAUAUUUUUCCUAUGCUGAAAGGCAAAUUAUACAAAUCCCAAAAUACCAUUCAGGAUGCAGAUCUCUGAUUCCCCAUAUAGUACAUUUCUCCAGUGACUGUAAAUCUAACUUUUGAUCAUCAGUUCAUUCUGGUUACUUGCAGCAUAAACUACAUAAUGGACCAAAAAUAAAACCAAAAGAACCUAGAGAUGUGGCAGCUUGAGGAAACACUGCUGUGCACAGCGAAGGUGGCAUUUCUUGGACCUCUUCAGGCUGGUGGGAGGUCCCUGAAGAGCUCAUGAGGGUGCUCUCAGAAAAACAGGUUUGUUUGCCACCUUCCAGGUGUAGGGGGUAGAAUGCUAUUCUUCAAAAUACAGGUCAGGUGGAAACCUGGGUAUUCCAGCUGCCUUACACAGUGUCAGGAACACAAAACAGCCACUUGCAAGAAAAGAAACAAGAGAUGAAACAAGCAUCAGCUCUACACACACACACACACACACACACACACACACACACACACACACUCUUCUGGUUGUGUAACAAACCUGUGAUGAGAAAGAAGUCUUACCUUUGCUGUAUAUAAUAUGUGACCAGGCUUUCUAAUGUCUGAGUUGAGACUUAGCAUCUUAACAUAAUCAGAGGAGAGCUUUUAUUAUCUACGAGUGAUCAGAGAAGUCAUGAGACCGAGUCUGCCUGAUAACUUUAAUCUUAGAACAGAAGAUAAGUUUACCCUAUUGAAUACAUUUUAAAGGAACACACAUAAGCUUAAUAAUUAGUCUCUGUAAAUUCUGUACGACCACUAACUAACUAUGUAAUCUCAGUAACAACCUACCACAACUGAGUUGACACAGUGUCAGAAAUGCAUUGGAAAGAACUGAUGCAAAGUUUACUUGUUAAAAUAUGUUCAGUUAAAGUUCAGACAAAGAAAAACAUUACAUCAUAUAUGAGAAUCUCCUGAAAUAUUAAGGUAGUUUGAGGAACUGAUUUAAAAGGUAAUUUCUGCUUAUUCUAUUUACUUUGUAUCAUGUAAGAUUCCUUUAUAACUAUAUUUUGCUUUAUAACUGUAUUUUUAAUCUAUUCUCUGCAACUUCUCCAGAAGUAUUGGAAUAUUGUCUCAUGUUAUCUUUUAUUGAGGUUUGUAUAGAAGCUGAGAGUUUCUAAGGUUAUAAAUUCCCUUAGUUUAUUUUCACAGAUUAUUUUAUUUGAAACAUUAUUAAACUCUUAUUCCGACUUGUUUUAAAUUCCUUUCAGCUAUCAAUAUGUGGUAAAAAUGCUGAUCAUUAGAGGGCUUGUUUAAAAGAAUUCAUUUCAAUUAAAAAUAUUACUGAGUCAGAGAUAUAGUUCAGCGGCACAACUCUUGCCUGGCAAGUGCAAGAUUGUGAGUCCAAUUUCCAUAUGUGUAAUCUUUUCAUAUAUAUCAUAUAUAUGAUAUGUAUUUGUAUGUAUAAUCUUUAUAUGUCAUUUAAUAGAUGUUCUAAUUAAUAUCCAUUAAAUGAUAUCUCAUCUAUAAUAUUUUGUAUUUUCAGAUUAAUUUGCAGCUUCAAAAAUUAAAUAAUCAUUAGAUGAUUCAUUAUACUCUGUAGACCCAGAGACUGAAAAUAUUUAGUUAUCAGAGAAAUGUGCUACAAAACUCAUUGUAAAAUGAAGUCUUCAACAUUUUACAGAUCACUUUCAUCUCCUGAUGUUCUCACAUUUUCUCAAAAGCAAAUUUCUUUCUGUUUGUAUUUACUUUUUCUUGUUUCUUUGUUUUUUGUAGGCGAACAUGAUCUUCACAAGAACUCAGAA